Vicia faba (fava bean) is the source of this 1269-nucleotide messenger RNA. Lineage: Eukaryota; Viridiplantae; Streptophyta; Magnoliopsida; Fabales; Fabaceae. The record is from the annotation of a GenBank genome assembly.
AUGAAGAAGCUUUGUCCCAACCUUGAUCAUGAAUAUGGACUUGAAACCGUGCUUGAAGUUCCUAUCCCAGAAGAGAUUUUCAUCAGCAAGAGUGGAAACACAUGGAAAAACAUGAAGCAAUGGAUAAAACCAAACAAUGAAUCAAGAUCGUCACGUUUUGAAGAUCCAAACACAAGUAUUCAACUAUUGCUUGGUGUUGUUGGAGCUCCAUUGAUUCCUUUCCCUAUCACCAAUGAGUACAAACCCAUCAUCACUCACAACAUUAAAAGUCAUAACAUUGAGGCCGCAAUGGCGAAGUAUAUAGUGAAACAAUACGUGGCGGCGGUGGGAGGGGAGAGUGUUUUGAAUAAGGUUGAGAGUAUGUAUGCAAUGGGGGAGGUGAGAAUAGGGACAUCAGAGUUUGUGGGAGGGGAAGGGGGUGUGAAUAGCAAGAAGAUGGUGAAGAAGUUGAAGAAAGUGGAGGUGAAAGAAGAAAUGGGAGGGUUUGUUUUGUGGCAAAAAAGACCAGAGUUGUGGUGUUUGGAGUUGGUAGUUUCUGGGUACAAAAUUAGUGCAGGGAGUGAUGGAAAAGUGGGUUGGAGGCAAACACCUUGGCAUCAUUCUCAUGCUUCUAGAGGCCCACCUAGACCCCUUAGACGUUUACUUCAGGGUCUUGAUCCAAAGUCUAUAGCCAAUUUAUUCAACAACUCAACAUGCAUAGGAGAAAAAACAGCAAACAAAGAAGAAUGCUUCAUUCUAAAACUCGAAACAGACUCAUCUUCAUUACAAACAAGAAGCUCUAACAACAUAGAGAUAAUUGGCCACACAGUCUUGGGCUAUUUCAGCCAAAGAACAGGACUUUUAGUUCAAUUAGAAGACACUCAUUUGAUCAAACUUAAAUCCUCAGAAACCGAAUCCAUAUUUUGGGAAACAAACACAGAGUCAAGCAUACAAGAGUAUAGAAUAGUGGAUGGUAUUCAAAUAGCACAUGGUGGGAAAACUUGGGUUACUUUGUCGAGAUUUGGUGAAGGACCUGAGAGUCAUUCAAGGACAAGAAUAAAAGAGGUUUGGAAAAUUGAAGAAGUGGAUUUUAAUGUUAAAGGGUUGUGUAUGGAUUGUUUUCUAGCUCCAAGUGAUUUGAAAAGAGAUGAAGAAAAAGAGGUUGUUUCUGUUAGUAAUGGUAAAUUUCCAUAUAGGAUUCAAUCUGGUUCUUUUAAGAUUAGUGGUUCUAAAGUAGCUGAUUUUAAUGUGGUUGAUUCAUGUCUUGGUGAAAACAUUCAAGAUAUGUAA